Messenger RNA from Sapajus apella (tufted capuchin), 3629 nucleotides. It is a transcript of the gene GRM2, whose product is annotated as glutamate metabotropic receptor 2. Gene Ontology annotation, cellular component: membrane. The transcript is spliced from 4 exons. Lineage: Eukaryota; Metazoa; Chordata; Mammalia; Primates; Cebidae. The coding region runs from base 414 to 2870 and encodes 818 amino acids. The record is from RefSeq and is a predicted model, not a curated record. Gene Ontology annotation, biological process: regulation of synaptic transmission, glutamatergic; G protein-coupled glutamate receptor signaling pathway. Gene Ontology annotation, molecular function: group II metabotropic glutamate receptor activity.
UGGGGUCUCCUGUCCUCUGCCUGGGCCUUCACUCUUUGCAUCCCUCUCUGCUGCUGAUUUUGGUAGGGGACUAGGGCCAAUCUCUUGCCCAUCUGAGACCAGGGCUGAAAGACAGGCCCAGGGGAGUCCCAGGAGCUUCUCAGCCUAGUUAAUGACACCCUGUCCCUGUCUCCUGAGUACCUAGGAAAGGGGAUUGGGGGGAGGCGGAGUCAGAAGGGGCAGCUGCUCUCAGGUUCCACUUUUCCUGGUCUGUUUGUCUAUCUUUCUAUCUCUGCAGGAGCUGGGUCCCUUCUCAUCUCUCUUCUUGUCUGUCCUUUCCUGGUCCCUGAUUCCUCUGCUAUUUGCCUUUGCUGCUUCUAAUCUCAUCCCCUGGAGACCCAGGUCUGCUGGACCCAGUCAUCCCCUUUGGGGCCAUGGGAUCGCUGCUUGGGCUCCUGGCACUGCUGCUGCUGUGGGGCGCUGUGGCUGAGGGCCCAGCCAAGAAGGUGCUGACCAUGGAGGGAGACUUGGUGCUGGGUGGGCUGUUCCCAGUGCACCAGAAGGGUGGCCCGGCAGAGGACUGCGGUCCUGUCAAUGAGCACCGUGGCAUCCAGCGCCUGGAGGCCAUGCUUUUUGCACUGGACCGCAUCAACCGUGACCCACACCUGCUGCCUGGCGUGCGCCUGGGUGCGCAUAUCCUCGACAGUUGCUCCAAGGACACACACGCCCUGGAGCAGGCACUGGACUUUGUGCGUGCCUCACUUAGCCGUGGUGCCGAUGGCUCACGCCACAUCUGCCCUGAUGGCUCUUACGCCACCCAUGGUGAUGCUCCCACUGCCAUCACUGGUGUGAUUGGCGGCUCCUACAGUGAUGUCUCCAUCCAGGUGGCCAACCUCUUGCGGCUAUUUCAGAUCCCGCAGAUCAGCUACGCCUCCACCAGUGCCAAGCUGAGUGACAAGUCACGCUAUGACUACUUUGCCCGCACAGUGCCCCCUGAUUUCUUCCAAGCCAAGGCCAUGGCUGAGAUUCUCCGCUUCUUCAACUGGACCUAUGUGUCCACUGUGGCAUCUGAGGGCGACUAUGGCGAGACAGGCAUUGAGGCCUUUGAGCUAGAGGCUCGUGCCCGCAACAUCUGCGUGGCCACCUCGGAGAAAGUGGGCCGUGCCAUGAGCCGCGUGGCCUUUGAGGGCGUGGUGCGAGCCCUGUUGCAGAAGCCCAGUGCCCGCGUGGCUGUCCUGUUCACCCGUUCUGAGGAUGCCCGGGAGCUGCUUGCUGCCAGCCAGCGCCUCAACGCCAGCUUCACCUGGGUGGCCAGUGAUGGCUGGGGGGCCCUGGAGAGUGUGGUGGCCGGCAGUGAGAGGGCUGCCGAGGGUGCCAUCACCAUCGAGCUGGCCUCCUACCCCAUCAGUGACUUUGCCUCCUACUUCCAGAGCCUGGACCCUUGGAACAACAGCCGGAACCCCUGGUUCCGCGAAUUCUGGGAGCAGAGGUUCCGCUGCAGCUUCCGGCAGCGAGACUGUGCAGCCCACUCUCUACGGGCCGUGCCCUUUGAGCAGGAGUCCAAGAUCAUGUUUGUGGUCAAUGCAGUGUACGCCAUGGCCCAUGCGCUGCACAACAUGCACCGUGCCCUCUGCCCCAACACCACCCGGCUCUGUGACGCCAUGCGGCCAGUCAAUGGGCGCCGCCUCUACAAGGACUUUGUGCUCAACGUCAAGUUUGAUGCCCCCUUUCGUCCAGCUGACACCCACAAUGAGGUUCGCUUUGACCGCUUUGGUGAUGGUAUUGGCCGCUACAACAUCUUCACCUAUCUACGUGCAGGUGGUGGGCGCUAUCGCUACCAGAAGGUGGGCUACUGGGCAGAAGGCUUGACUCUGGACACCAGCCUCAUCCCAUGGGCCUCACCCUUAGCCGGCCCCCUGCCUGCCUCUCGCUGCAGUGAGCCCUGCCUCCGGAAUGAGGUGAAGAGUGUGCAGCCGGGCGAGGUCUGCUGCUGGCUCUGCAUCCCGUGCCAGCCCUAUGAGUACCGAUUAGACGAAUUCACCUGUGCCGAUUGUGGCCUAGGCUACUGGCCCAAUGCCAGCCUGACUGGCUGCUUUGAACUGCCCCAGGAGUACAUCCGCUGGGGCGAUGCCUGGGCCGUGGGUCCCGUCACCAUCGCCUGCCUGGGUGCCCUGGCCACCCUCUUUGUGUUGGGUGUCUUCGUGCGGCACAAUGCCACACCAGUGGUCAAGGCCUCGGGCCGGGAGCUCUGCUACAUCCUGCUGGGCGGUGUCUUCCUCUGCUACUGCAUGACCUUCGUCUUCAUUGCCAAGCCAUCCACGGCAGUGUGCACCUUACGGCGUCUUGGUUUGGGGACUGCCUUCUCUGUCUGCUACUCAGCUCUGCUCACCAAGACCAACCGCAUUGCACGCAUCUUUGGUGGGGCCCGGGAGGGUGCCCAGCGGCCACGCUUCAUCAGUCCUGCCUCACAGGUGGCCAUCUGCCUGGCGCUUAUCUCAGGCCAGCUGCUUAUUGUGGUCGCCUGGCUGGUGGUGGAGGCGCCGGGCACAGGCAAGGAGACUGCUCCCGAACGGCGGGAGGUGGUGACGCUGCGCUGCAACCACCGCGAUGCAAGUAUGCUGGGCUCUCUGGCCUACAAUGUGCUCCUCAUCGCACUCUGCACGCUUUACGCCUUCAAGACUCGCAAGUGCCCCGAAAACUUCAAUGAGGCCAAGUUCAUUGGCUUCACCAUGUACACCACCUGCAUCAUCUGGCUGGCAUUCCUGCCCAUCUUCUACGUCACCUCCAGUGACUACCGGAUGAAGAAACAAAGACUCAGGGAGGUUCAAUCCCUUGCCCAAGGUCACUCAGCUUUGGAGUGCAGAGCAGGGUCUGAACUGCAGGAAAAUUGAGGUGAAAGCCCCGGCAAAGGUCCCUUCCCCAGGACAGAGGUGUGGUGGCACAGUGCUGGGGGCCAGGGACAGUGGGCUUGGCUGCUCUGCUUGCACCUGCUGGGCCACCUGCUUGGGUGGAGGAGGUCAGGGCUGGGGGGGGACUCUGCUCUGACUCAGCCUGCAUUUGCAUAUGAUUUGCAUUUGCAUGCCAAUCAUAGGCAGCUAAGGACUUACCUGGGACACACAACAUACCCACACAUGCAUGGACACACACACUUGUACACACACACUAGCCACGUGUAUGCAUGCACAUACACAUAUCCUACAUACACACAUUCCCUGGCACAACUGGCACACAUACACUCUUCUUCCUGCCAACAAAUGAAUCCAUAGCCAUGCACCCUACACUCACACACACAUACACUCAUGCAGAUGCCUGCAGAAAUUCACCACCCACAUACAUGCACCUACACAGAUACACACACACACCUACAUGCAUGCACUCCAUACCUGCCCCCCUCUCAAGUGCACACCCUCUUGUGCAUACACGCACCCCUGCAUGUUCUCCCCUUCAGCUGGGACUCUGGUCUCCCUGGGAAAAUGGUCUGGGUCUGAUGCUGAGACUGUGCCCAACUUUUCUAGCAAUGCUUUGGGACCUGGCAAAUGGAUCAUAGCCCAGUGUUGGAUGCUUAGUCUCCCCCACUUCCUCCCCAACAGCCCAGGUGGGGGGUCCUGGGGUCAGGCCCGGGUCUUGACCUGUGCCUGCCCACUCACCCA